This is a messenger RNA of Erinaceus europaeus (western European hedgehog), 933 nucleotides long. Its product is annotated as olfactory receptor Olfr180. Gene Ontology annotation, molecular function: odorant binding; olfactory receptor activity; G protein-coupled receptor activity. Gene Ontology annotation, cellular component: membrane. The record is from RefSeq and is a predicted model, not a curated record. Gene Ontology annotation, biological process: G protein-coupled receptor signaling pathway; sensory perception of smell. Lineage: Eukaryota; Metazoa; Chordata; Mammalia; Eulipotyphla; Erinaceidae. The transcript is spliced from 2 exons. The annotation marks the transcript as partial.
AUGGCAAAGGAAAACUAUUCUUUGACAACUGAGUUUAUCCUCGUUGGAUUUACAGAUCAUCCAGUACUGCAGGUCCUUCUGUUUCUGGUGUUCUUCGUUAUCUACCUGGUCACCAUGGUGGGCAACCUUGGGCUGGUGGUAUUGAUACUGAUGGAACGUCGCCUUCACACACCAAUGUACAUCUUUCUGGGCAACCUUGCUCUAAUGGAUUCCUGUUGUUCCUGUGCUAUUACUCCCAAGAUGUUAGAGACCUUCUUUUCCAAGGACAGAAUCAUCUCCCUCUCUGAAUGCAUGGCACAGUUCUACUUUCUCUGUCUGGCUGAAACUGCAGACUGCUUUCUCCUUGCAGCAAUGGCCUAUGACCGCUAUGUGGCCAUCUGCAACCCACUGCAAUACCACACGCUGAUGUCAAAGAAACUCUGUGCUCAGAUGGCCAUAGGGACCUUCCUAGCUAGCAAUGCUCAUUCCCUGAUCCAUGUAGGUCUGCUACUAAGACUCACUUUCUGCAGAUCUAAUCAACUUGACCACUUUUUUUGUGAUAUUCUCCCAUUAUACAGGCUCUCCUGUACUGAUCCUUAUAUAAAUGAACUAAUGAUAUAUAUUUUCUCAAUGCCAAUUCAAAUAUUUACCAUUUCCACAGUCUUGACCUCUUAUAUUUUCAUCCUUUUCACAGUUUUCAAAAUGAAAUCCAAAGAGGGAAGAGGUAAAGCACUUUCAACAUGUGCAUCCCACUUUCUGUCUGUUGUAAUCUUCUACAUUUGUCUUCUCAUGUAUAUUCGACCAUUUGAAGAAGGGAAUAAAGACAUACCAGUGUCCAUUUUUUAUACAAUAGUAAUUCCAUUACUAAACCCCUUUAUUUAUAGUCUGAGAAAUAAGGAAGUGAUAAAUGUUCUGAAAAAAAUUAUGAGGAAAUUCAUAAUAGCUAAAACCUGG